Messenger RNA from Gasterosteus aculeatus aculeatus (three-spined stickleback), 1903 nucleotides. The record is from RefSeq and is a predicted model, not a curated record. Lineage: Eukaryota; Metazoa; Chordata; Actinopteri; Perciformes; Gasterosteidae.
GUUAGCGUCCUUGGUCUGCAUAUCUUUGAACGCGUAGUCAUGGGUAUGAAUUGGGGAAAUCCCUAUAUUUGGGCCGUCCUGUUUCUAUUCUCCAUUUUUAUUCUUGGCUAUAAAAUCCUCCCAAUUCGGGAGACUUCAUUAUUCUCUUCAAGUAUUAUUCCAUUGCAAUUGUUCAUUGUUCGAUUUUAAAGCAGCCUUUAAGCCGAGCAUUCGAAGGGGAAAAAAACCGUGUGAAAAGUCAAUGACGUAAACGCGUGACGCACGCACGCAUUCUGGUGACUACUUCAGGGCCGAGUCAAAAGACGUUCACUUCCGCCAUGGAGACUCUGUCGACGCUGUAGAAUAAGAGGACUCGCUCAGUCUUUUUUUUUCCGGACACUGGCUAGCAGCGUUCCCCAAAUUUAAUUUCAAGAACUCACAAGUAACCGUAACCUUUAAGCCAAUCCAAAUGAAUAUAAUUCAGAGACCGAAACUGGCCGCGUUAAACAUGACCGGAGUCAUGAGCUGCAUUAUUCUCCCUCAAAAUGGAGUCGCGCCCAUGCGACAGCUCGCAAUGGGCUCGGCGAAGGACUCCCACAACGGCAACGCGGGGACAAACGACACCCCGAAGCGGCCCAGCGCCCUCGGGGUGAACUCCGCGAACGGCUACCCAUCAAAACCGCAGCGGGAGGACAGCGAGGACACCGACAACGACUCGCUGCCGUGCACCCCGGAGUCGGACAGCGAAACCGACGUCUCCGACUCCCCGGCGGGGGCCGCGGCUCUGGAGAGCGACACGAGGCAACUCCUCGGCCGCUUCCUGAGAGAAUUUACGGGACUGUCGAAAACCCAGUGGAACCCGAGCAGGGAGCUCACCACCAUGAAGAGGGUGGUGGGCGACGUUUUGGAGAAGCACAGAUACGUAUUCAAUGGUAUGGUGAACAAAUUGUCACUGGACGACCGAGGCGACGACGCCAGUUUCGUGCGGGAGGUCGCCACGAGCCUCUUCGCGGACGGCACCACGAACUGGGGCCGCAUCGCCAGCCUGGUGGCCUUCGGGGCGGUGGUGUGCCAACACCUGGCGGAGCGAGGCCGGGGGAACUGCGUGGAGCUGGUGGGGCAGGAGAUCUCGGCCUACCUGCUGUCGGACCAGCGGGACUGGCUGAUCAAAAACAACGCCUGGGUUGGCUUCGUUGAGUUCUUUCGAGUAGCAGACCCAGAGUCUGCGGUGAGGAACACUCUCAUGGCUGUGGCUGGAUUCGCUAGUAUUGGGGCGACACUGGCCCUGUUGAUCAGUGGACCUUCAAAAGUGCAAAGGCAGCUUCUCACCAUUGAAUUGUUGCAGAUCGUGCGCUCUCAGAGGGGAGGACACCUUUUCACCUUGAAUCCAUUCCUCAUUCCAACUGUAAUGCUGCACACACCCAUCGAUGCAGUUAUUCCGAAGAACAUUGCAUGACCACACGGCUGCAGCGUGAUGUGAGCACCAGACCUUCUCCGACAUCCGGCUCUGGACUAUGACCUGCGCCUGCGAGGAAGCUUGAUUGAAGAAAGUUAUUUGUGAUGACUUACUCAUUGUUUUAUCGUCUGUCUGAAACAGCAGCAAUCCGAACAGAACUUUGGAUAACGGCUGAUAUUGAUCUGAUACCAGUGUUUGUUUAAUUAUCUACAAAUGAUUGUGAAAACAGUGAAUCAUGCACCAACAGCUUGGCAACAACACAUUUUAAAGCAACGUGAAGGACAACCAAUGUAAACCUGUUUGAUUUAGCAAUACAUAUUUUAUUAUUCAAGAUAUUUUAGUACAGUCAAACCUUAUGGAAAACCAAUCUCAUAAUAUUAUUCAUAGUAUAAGCUGAGUUCACUACAAGGAAUUGCUCUGCUUUUUGCACUUUACAAUGUAUAUUAAAGUUUAUUUUCCUAAACCAGA